Messenger RNA from Carassius carassius (crucian carp), 1458 nucleotides. RefSeq names its product AP-1 complex subunit sigma-2-like. NCBI's taxonomy places the organism in Eukaryota, Metazoa, Chordata, Actinopteri, Cypriniformes, Cyprinidae. Gene Ontology annotation, biological process: vesicle-mediated transport; intracellular protein transport. Bases 152 to 625 code for a protein of 157 amino acids. The transcript has 6 exons. Gene Ontology annotation, molecular function: clathrin-cargo adaptor activity. Gene Ontology annotation, cellular component: membrane coat; intracellular membrane-bounded organelle; AP-1 adaptor complex. The record is from RefSeq and is a predicted model, not a curated record.
GAAACCCUCCGUCCAAUGAGCGACGAGUCGCCAGCUGACGCUGUUUAGCAUUUAUUGUACACAAGACUCGGACUAAGACAGACGCGAAUCACUGUGAAUCCAGAACUCAUGUGAAUUCAUCGCUCAUUUACAAACUAACCUCUUCAUAAAGAUGCAGUUCAUGCUGUUGUUCAGCAGACAAGGCAAGCUCCGUUUGCAGAAAUGGUACGUUCCUCUGUGCGAUAAGGAGAAGAAGAAGAUCACGCGGGAGCUGGUGCAGACCGUUCUGGCCCGCAAACCCAAGAUGUGCAGCUUCCUGGAGUGGAGGGACCUGAAAAUCGUGUAUAAAAGAUACGCCAGUCUGUAUUUCUGCUGUGCCAUAGAGGAUCAAGAUAACGAACUGAUCACACUGGAGAUCAUCCACCGCUACGUCGAGCUGCUCGACAAAUACUUUGGCAGCGUCUGCGAGCUGGAUAUCAUCUUUAAUUUCGAGAAGGCAUAUUUCAUCCUGGACGAGUUCCUGCUGGGAGGCGAGGCUCAGGAGACGUCGAAGAAGAACGUCCUGAAAGCCAUCGAGCAGGCGGAUCUGCUGCAGGAGAGCCAGACUGAAGACUGGGGCGGUUUGGCCAAUGAGGAGAUCUUAUAAGGGAGCGGAGUCCCGCCCACCCUGUCAGCCUAUUGGUAAUUGGUGAAGCAGAGACCCCCCGCAGCGUCCUCGAGGAGAUCGGACUCACAUAAACCCCUCCGAGACGACCGUCCCAAACACACACACACACACACGCACUGAGAGCCUGACCACUGAAGAUGUAGCAAACACACACACACACUUCACCAUGUUUCCGUGUUGGUCGUCUUUCUUUCCUCCUCAUGCCAUUGCUUUGUGAUCAGAAGAAGUUGCAGAAAUGUGUUGAGCGCUGGAUGACACAUCCUACUUUACAUCUGCUGUGACGAUCAGCGUCCCACACACACACCGUGCUGCUCGCUUCAUCAAAUACAAGAGAUCCUCUCAUCAUUUGGAGUGCGUAUAAUCAGAUAUUCCCACUUUAGACACUCAGUCUACUAUCUUAUGGUGUUUGAAAAUGUAUUACGUGGCAUAGGGAAGUUAUAUAAUUUAGAAAAUAGAGCAAAAGACACAAAAGGGAUUCAUUCAUAAAACCAAAGAGUGCUUUCUUGUGUUAAAUAGUAGAUUAAAGUUGGUAAACAUCAGACCCAAGACAUACUCCACACAAGUGUAUAAAAACAAAUGCUUUAAUGCUCAAGAGAAUAUUUAGGACCAAAUUUAAGUUUCAUGAAAUUUGGAUUGCAGAGUUUUAAUAGAAACAAACUUAUACAUUUAAUGUGGUGUAUAUUUGUAUUUGUAUGUACAUAAAUGAAAAAAGUCAGAUUUCUGCAUUCCAAAAAGAUUGCAUCUAUUUGAUUUGAUAUAAAAUCAUGUUAAUAUUGCAUGUAUAUAAAAAUCGUGUAGAAUCAGCAUAAAUC